Penicillium nucicola is the source of this 1425-nucleotide messenger RNA. RefSeq names its product T6SS phospholipase effector Tle1-like catalytic domain-containing protein. Lineage: Eukaryota; Fungi; Ascomycota; Eurotiomycetes; Eurotiales; Aspergillaceae. The record is from RefSeq and is a predicted model, not a curated record. The transcript has 3 exons. Bases 1 to 1425 code for a protein of 474 amino acids.
AUGCCGCACGCAUCCCAGGAACCAAAUAUACCAGCUUCAGCCUCUGGUCCCCGUCGAAUUGUGCUUUGCUUCGAUGGGACAGGCAAUCGAUUUCAAGGUAAUGAGUCGGACACAAACAUCGUGAAAAUCUAUCAAAUGCUCGAGAGGAAUUCGCCUGGUCAAUUCCACUACUACCAGCCGGGAAUUGGCACCUAUGUCAAAGGUGAAAGCUCCAGUGGAAACCUGUUCACCAUUUGGCCCAAGAUCAAAUCCAGCAUUAUCACGACUGUUGACCAAGCAGUUGGCUCCUCGUUUCGGAGUCAUGUUCUGGCCGGUUACCAGUUCGCAAUGCGCUAUUACCUCCCUGGAGAUCAUAUCUACAUUUUCGGGUUCUCGCGGGGCGCAUACACAGCUCGCUUCCUUGCAGAAAUGAUUCAAGAUCUGGGACUUCUUUCUCAGGGAAAUGAAGAAAUGGUUCACUUUGCCUGGGAAACGUUUAGUAACUACCAGCAAUCGCGCGCCAACGACCCCCCAACCGCCAAAGACAUCAAAUUGCAGAAUUAUCUGGAGGAUUUCAAGACUACAUUCUGUCGCCCAGGGAUAGGGGUUCAUUUCCUCGGUCUUUUUGACUGUGUGAAUAGUGUUGGUCAGUUUGAAAUUCCAUUCUACCGCACCUCCUACAAAUCGAUUGUCAAUCCAGCGGCUCACCAUAUCCGACAUGCGGUGUCAAUUCAUGAGCGACGACUGAAAUUUAAGCCGGCCCUUUUCCUCAUAGAUCAGGAUAAGUAUCCGGUAGAUCUCAAGGAAGUUUGGUUUGCUGGAAACCACUGCGAUGUUGGCGGUGGUUAUGGACUUCAGCGUGGUCAGAAGCAUCUCCUCUCCGACACUCCUUUGAACUGGAUGAUUCAAGAAGUCCUGAAUUUGGAGGGCUCGGAGAGCAAGCUGUCAUUCCAGACCCUCAAUGUCGAUGAUGUAGUCAAGAAAGAAAAUGCCUUCCCUGGACAAGAGCAGCCGGGGACUAAUGCGUUCGAUAUUCGAAGAGAAACUAAUCAGCCCCACGACACACUGCGAUUUGGGUAUGGAACGUUUUUUGUGAUGGUCAUUAUGUGGUGGAUUCUAGAAUGUCUUCCCAUUUUCACUCGUCUCGAAUUAGAAAAAGGAAAAUGGGUUCCUCGUCGACUCCCACCAAACCUGGGUGCCCCCCGCGAUCUCCCAUUGGAUGCUGAGAUCCAUCAGAGCGUCAACGAAAUGAUUCGAGCGGGCAUCUUGAAAGAAGAAUCAAUCCCCGUGCGAGGCGGGGACAACUCGCAUCUGCCUAAUGUAGCCAACAUCACGUAUGCAUGGACAAGGAUGAGGAAGAACAUGGCGAGUCGGGCGAUGAACGGGAAGAAAGAUGGGGGUCUGAGAGCGCCACGGGCUAUGGAACUGGGAGAGCGACCUUCCUAG